AUUAUCGAUAGGACGACAUGUUCAAUGUUAAUGUUAUUUUACAUGAUUUGGGACGCAUUAGUUUCGGUAAAGCGCUUCAAUUACAAAAUCACGCAUGUAGGCAAUUAUUAAAUUCGUUAAAAACUAACACUUCAAGGAAUAAUUAUUUAUUUAUAUGUGAACAUUUACCUGUUUAUACCAUUGGGAUAAGGAAAGAGUAUAAUGAUGAUGAUGAGAAGAGGUUGAGAAGUUUGGGAGCAGAUUAUAUGGUUACUAAUAGAGGAGGAUUAAUAACUUUCCAUGGCCCUGGACAAUUAGUUGCUUAUCCUGUUUUAUAUCUUGGAGAUUUUAAUAAUAGGAAAAGUAUGAAAUGGUAUAUACAGAAAUUAGAAAUGUGGUGUAUAAGGUUAUGUAAGAAGUUUGGUUUGAAUGCAAGCACCUCUGUUCAUACAGGAGUUUGGAUUGAAGAUAGAAAAAUUGCUGCUAUAGGUGUUCAUGGAAGUAGAUACGUGACAACUCAUGGACUUGCGUUAAAUUGUAACACAGAUUUAGAAUGGUUCAAGCAUAUUAUUCCUUGUGGAAUCCCAAAUAAAGAAGUAACAUCACUUACCAAAGAACUGGGGCAAGAAAUAACAACUGAUCAAGUUAAACCAGAAUUUUUGAAUAUCUUUGAAGAAUUAUUUCAAUGUAAAUUGAUAAAAGAUAAUUUAUAGUUGAUUAUUAAAAAUAAAACAACUCAUAAAGUUCCAAAAUUUAUUGGCGGCAUUGUUAAGCAUACAUACAUUUGAUUACGUUGAAAAAUACUUUUAUAUUCCACACUAUAUGUUAGACUUUUACUAAAUUCUGUUCAUUAUUUAAUUAAAAUUUGGAAUGUAUUUAAUUUAUAACACAAUAAUUUCAAAAU
Molecule: messenger RNA, 883 nt
Organism: Centruroides sculpturatus (bark scorpion)
Lineage: Eukaryota; Metazoa; Arthropoda; Arachnida; Scorpiones; Buthidae
Gene: Lipt2
Product: putative lipoyltransferase 2, mitochondrial
Exons: 2
Coding region: 18-692 (224 amino acids)
Biological process (GO): protein lipoylation
Cellular component (GO): mitochondrion
Molecular function (GO): lipoyl(octanoyl) transferase activity
Source: RefSeq, a predicted model, not a curated record